Molecule: messenger RNA, 1037 nt
Organism: Telopea speciosissima
Lineage: Eukaryota; Viridiplantae; Streptophyta; Magnoliopsida; Proteales; Proteaceae
Product: L10-interacting MYB domain-containing protein-like
Exons: 6
Coding region: 31-867 (278 amino acids)
Source: RefSeq, a predicted model, not a curated record
GAAUUUCUAGGAUUUCAGAGUGUAGAAACAAUGGCUACAACUUCAAACAAAGACUGUGAGUCUGCAACAUGGAGAAAAGAUGAAGUAGAUGCUUUUGUAAAAUGCAUGGUUGAGGAGGUGAAGAAAGGGAACAAGACCACCAGUACUUUCAACAAGGUAGGGUGGAACAACAUUAAAACUCAGCUUGAGGCUAAAUUAGGGCGUACAUUUGUAAUGUUACAGCUCCGAAAUAAAAUGAACAAACUCAGAAGGGAUUAUAGGAGUUUCAAAAAACUGUUGGAAACAUCAGGCUUUGGCUGGAAUUUGGUGACGAGAACUUGCACUGUAGAGGAUGAUGGUAUCUGGGAAAAGCACAUUAAGGAAAACCCAAGCUGGUCAAGAUUUAAGAGAAUUGGAUUACCCCAGUGGCCAGAGUUGCAGAUGAUAUAUGGUGAUUCUUAUUCAAGUGCAAUUGAAGGAGUUGGAAAUGCUCAGGAUCACAACUUGGAUGAGGAGGAUGAAUUUGUUAUGGGUAUGGGUGAAUCUGAUGGAGAUGGGGAUGCCCUUUCAGUUACCCACCAGCUUGACAAGACCCCAAAUGCCGCGAUAAGGAAGAGGAGUAUGACUACAGAUCUCGCAGAGGCCAUAAUGAACAUGUGUGAUGUAUCUCGAGCCAAAAUGCAGAGGUACACCUCAUCCGCAUCUCCAUCUCUCCGUUCUGGGAGUACGGAUUACAGCUUGAGAGAGUGUAUUAAAGUGUUGGAAGCUAUGCCAGAGAUCGGGAAGGAACUAUAUAUGAAAGCAGUAAGGAAGAUGAUGGAUAGCCAACCAUGGAGAGAGGCUUUCAUUUGUUUACCAAUGGAAAAGAAAAUGUGGCUUUUGGAGUAACUGGAGUGAUAUUUUGUUUUUCUUUUGAGUGUAGUGGAUGGUUUCAUUUUAGUGUUUCUGAAAGAUGUUUAAGUACUUGUGUUGAAUUACUUAUUGGUAACUUGGAUGUUAGUUCUAUGAUGUUUAUCUGUAUUUUUCUUUUCCAGUAUUAUUUAGGAGAAUGGUUGGUA